CUCUCUCUUCCCUUUUAUUUUUUUUUUAAUUUCUUUAAAGUAUGCCACUGGCCAUUCAACGACAAAACGCUUUUAAAAGUGAAAAAGCACCCUUUAGCAACUACGGUUGUUGUAUCUGUCUUUUAAAUGAAGAAUGGGAAGCCUGGACAAGAGUGCGUUGUCAAUGUAGUAGAAUAGACUAUCAGGCUCAUGCUUAUUGUUUCAGCAAGACAAAACGGUGUAGACACUGUCAUGCACCCUAUGUAGAGAAAGGUAUUUCCAAAACAGAAAGAAUGAGACGAUGGAUUCAGGAUAAGGUGAAAAGAUAUCGAAAGGCAAUUGUGGUGAUGAUAUGCAUUAUGAUUUGUACAAUGGUGUUUAUGGAUUUACACAAAUGUACCCGAAUAAAACGAUUUGAUCAUCAUGCGAUACCUAGUUUACCUGAGAACGACCAUAUCUACUUACCUGUGUUGAAUCUCGGUUGCAUGAAUUCAAGGCCAAGUAAAUUUAUUUUAAAUGUUUAUUUCUUUUUCUUUACAUGUCCACUCUUGAUUUUUAUAUACACUUUGUAAAAAAAAAAAAAAAAAAAAAAAAAAAAAAAAAAAAAAAAAAGAAAAAAAAAAAAUCAAAAAAAAAAGCAAAAAAAAAAAA
Molecule: messenger RNA, 630 nt
Organism: Mucor mucedo
Lineage: Eukaryota; Fungi; Mucoromycota; Mucoromycetes; Mucorales; Mucoraceae
Exons: 5
Coding region: 42-551 (169 amino acids)
Source: RefSeq, a predicted model, not a curated record